CUUUUCUUUUUUAAUUUAAGUAAUCUUGGAUGGGUUCGAGGCUUUGUCGCUUUGAGUCCCAAUGCCAAUUAGAGUGACAUAUUGUCCAAUCGAUACAGUGGUUUCUGUAGCUGGCUCUUCACAAAUCAAUAGAAAUUUAAGGAAAAUUGAAAGAUAAUUUCAUCCAGUUUUGUGUUAGAGAAAUGACUGUUUUUUUUUUUCGAAGAUGAAGAACAUGCUAUACAGGAGUGGAACUUUCUACCAAUGUCCUAGGAGAAGGCUAAAGCUGAUUUCGUGGUCAAUGUGUCAUAUAAUUUGGAGAAUACAUAUGUUCUACGUAUUGGAUGUUGAGAUAGGGGCCAAGGGAGUCUGCUGAUAAUUAUUAUUUGGUUAGUUGGCGGCAUACUUAAAUAAUACUGUUGCUCAAAGAGUAAUGAGGUAUCCCUAUUUUAUAUUAUACUCUCUUACUAGUAGCUGUUAACCUGUUUCACUAACUAAAUAAAUUAUGGCAGUUCCCAUACAGAUAAAAUAAACAAAUCUCUAUCUUUGUCUGAAUGUCAGCACCUAGUAUUAUUAGCAUUUGAAUACAAGUAUUUGAUGGGAAUGUGAAGACCACCUUCAGGUAAAAAGGGGAAAGUUCGUUAUUGGUGGCCAUAACAUGACAAAUUCUUACCCAACUAGCCCUCAUUACUCUCAAUCUGCCAGUUUUAAACGCAUUUAUCUUAAUUCUUAACCUUGUAAUCUGGAACAUAUAGGAGGGAUUAUAAUAAAUAAUUGUUCUAUUUAUUUAUACUUUGGAUGUAUUAGAGUAUGUGUUGAAAAGUGAUUAGUUAGGAUAAGUUACAAGGUAUUAAUAUAUCUAUGUUGACCAAGCUGUGUAAUAUAAUUAGCCCAUUAGGCCAACAAGUCUCUUCCUUUAAAUCAUUCAUCACAAUUAUCAGAGGAAAAAUCUCAGGAGCAACAGCAUGGAGAAAAGUGAUCAAAAGCAGACUCUGUUAAAUGUCGCUAAGCUUAAGCUUCCGUCGGUGGUGGUGGUGAAUGCAAAUUUGGGAUGCACACAUUGCAGGCAUAGAAUAUCUCAAGUCAUCUCAAAGAUAUCAGGGUUGAGGGAGUAUACAAUAGAUGUUGGGAGAAAGCAAGUGAUUGUUAGAGGAGAUAUUAGAAAUCAUCACCAGGAAAAACAUGGUGGAGUAAAGAGCCAUAUGAUCAACGAGAACCAUAGCCGGAUUUUCGCCUUCUUUUUUAGUUUACUGAGCUUUCGUUGGAUGACUACAAAGAAGAUGGCUGAUUAAUCGAAUGAACAAAGAGUUUGACUUAUCUUAACAAGAACUCGAAUACAUAUUCUUUUAAGUGUUUAUUUGUUGGGAAUCUUGUGUUUCCAUUUGAAUACUAUGAUUUUCUCCUUUUGUUUUCAUGUAUAAAAAACCAGUUUCUUUAUAUUCUGCCCCCCUUAUCUUUAAACA
Nicotiana attenuata is the source of this 1442-nucleotide messenger RNA. RefSeq lists its product as uncharacterized. The coding region runs from base 945 to 1271 and encodes 108 amino acids. The transcript is spliced from 3 exons. The record is from RefSeq and is a predicted model, not a curated record. NCBI's taxonomy places the organism in Eukaryota, Viridiplantae, Streptophyta, Magnoliopsida, Solanales, Solanaceae. Gene Ontology annotation, molecular function: metal ion binding.